AUGGAAAAUAAUUUUAAAACAAUUCUAUCGUAUUGGGCAAUAAAAGAAAAAAAUCAAAAUAAUCAAAAUAAAGCCAAUAUUAGUAACAAUAAUAAAAAUAAUAAUAAUAAUAAUAAUAAAAAUAAUAAAAAUAAUAAUAAUAGUGAAAAUGACGACAAAAAUAUCACUGAUGUCAACACUACUAUUACAAAUUCAUCCAAAAAUGAUGAUGCAAAUAGUAAUAGUAUCACCACUAUUAUUUCUAGUUCUCCUCUUGGCUAUGAAAAUAUUCAGUCAAUUGAAUAUCAACCACAAAUUAAUUAUAAAUCAAUUACUACAAGCAUGGAAUCCAUGUUAAUAAAUGGUGAUAUUAAUAAAGAUAAUUUAAUAAUAAAUAAUAAAUCAAAUAAUUAUAAAAAUUCAUCAAAUUAUUCAGUUUACAGUAGUGAUAGUAAAAUUGAAGAUGGUGAUAAUGAAAAAGAAGAAGAAGAAGAGAACAGUGGUGACAAUCAAUCAAUAUAUAGUGCAUAUAAAGCAUCAUCAUCAAUAUUUUCAUAUGAAAGACCAGUUGGUGAUUCUACAUCAACAUCAUCAUUAUAUGGUAAUAGUUCUAGUUGUGGAUAUGGUCCAAAAAAAGGUAAUGGUUAUGAUAUUGAUGAUUCAUCUUCAAUUUAUAGUUCAUAUGGUUUAUCUUAUAGUGGUAGUGAUAUUUAUGGUAGUAAUUAUGGUAGUAAUAAUAAUGAUGAUAAUGAUGACGAAAGUGAUAAAAAAUCAAAUAGUGAUAUUUAUUCAUAUGGUGGUAAAGAUAAUAAUAAUAGUUCAGAUGAUGAAAAUGAAUUAAAAAUUAAACAAGAAAAAUAUUUACAAGAAACUAGAAAUAAAAAGAUUGGUAAUGAAAAUAAAGGUAGAGAUUGGAAUCAAGAAUUUCAAUCAUUACUUCGUUUACAACCAUCAUUAGAGAAAUUUCAAAAACUUACAUUUUUAGCAAUGGAUUUUGUAAAUUUUGCAGAGAAUUAUGGUUUUAUUAUUAUAAAGGAAAUGUUUUUACCAGAUCAUUUAAAAACCAUUAAACCAAUUGAUAUUGGUGGUAUUGCAGGUGGUCAAAAAUUCAUUUGUCAAGGUAUUCUAUUCAAGUUUGCAUAUGAUACUAAAAUCGGUGAAAAUGGUUAUUUAUAUGGCGGUAAAUAUCCAUCGGAAACCAGUGCUUCAAAAGCUGCAGGUAAUGAAUUAAAAAGUUUAUCAUCAUUUUUUCAACAUGUUUUAGAUAAUGAAUUUGCAGAUAAAGUUAAUGUACCAUUGAUGUGUAUAAUUGAUUAUUUUGGUUAUCGUUUGAUUGCAAUGUCAGUAAUGGAGAUUAAUAAACAAACACUAACCUAUGGUUCAAGUGAUGGUGGUAUAACUGUACAUGCAGAGGAUUUAGAAUUAAACUCAAUAAUGGAAACCAUUGGAAAAUCAAUGAAUUUAAGAGGUCAUUUAACUGGUAUCAAUCCAAAAUUCAUGUAUGGACCAGGUGAUUUAGAAGUUCAUAAAUCAAAAGGUCAAUAUUAUGUUGUUGAUUUUGGUAGAUUAUUACCACCUCAAUCAUUCUGUGUCGAUCAACCAAAAGGUAAAUCAAAUUCUCGUGAUAUCUUUUAUAAAAUGAUUAGACCUGAACUUUUAAAACAAAGUGUAAAACCAUUAUCAUCAGAUUCUUAUAGUGGUUGGGGUUUAUCGGAUCCAAAUCAUCUUGAAUAUAAUAAGGAUAUUGAUGAAUUAACAACAAGACUCUAUAAUGAAAUUAUACCAAAUGCUGCAAAGGAAAUUCAAAUUGAAUGGGAAAGAUUAUCAUCAUUAGGUACUGAUUAUUUAGAUCAAUUGGAUAUUUCAGUUGAAGCUCAUAAAUAUGGCAUCAAUCAUAGACAUUUAGGUAGAAUUAGAUCAUUGAUAACCAAUAAAUCAUUAAGAAAAUCAAUUUUAAAUGAAAUGGUUGCAAGAGUAUUUAGAAAUCAAAUUAAAGAAGAUCAAAGAAUUCAAUUAACUGGUCAAAGUGUUUCUUCUGAAGAGAAAUGUGUUCAUAUCAUUGUUUCUUUCCUUAAUCGUAUCAUUGGUAAUGAUCGUUUUGAUACUUUAAAAGAUUUUUGGACAAUUUCAAUUAAAACUUUAAUUUUAAAGAAAUAUUCCAAUGGAUUAUCUUGUUUAAAUGGUGGUUUAUCUGAUGAAGAAUUGGAUACAAAAUUCGAUCUAUUAGAUUCAAUUGAUCUUUAUCAAGUUUUAUUGAAAUUUCAAAAUAAAAGUGGUAUUAAACUUUCAAGUCGUGUUAAAUCAAUUCUAAAGAAAGCAAGUGCAUCCACUCAAAAAAUUAGAUUACCAGUUUUAUUUUACACUGAUAUUAAAUCAAUUAGACCAGUUGUAAAACAUAGUAAUAUGAUUGCAAGAUCUGAAGGUAUUUCAUUAUAUAUGAAAGCGGUUGAAUUAAUUUAUUCUAAUCAAGUUUACUAUGGUAGAAAAGUUCAGCAACCAGAUAUCUCUAGAUUUAAUUCAGAUUUUAGUGAAGAGAUUGGUCUAUUGGAAGCAUGUAAUCAAAAGCUAAGCAUUGCUUCAAGAUCUUCAACAACUGAUUCAAGUCUUUAUCAUCUAUUGGGUUUGGUUGAUUUUGAACUUUUAAAAAUUAAACCAAAUGGUGCAACCGAUGUAGUAUUAAGAAAAUCAGCAAAAGAUAAAUUAUUAGCAAGUGUACGUUAUAAUGAAAAUCCAAAUAAUCUUACUUCAUUAGCAACCAUUUUAGAUGUUUGUGGCGAUUUUAAACAAUCUGAAGAGAUUUAUAAUAAAUUGAAACAAAUGGAUCCAUUAGUAGUUGUACCAUUAUUAUUUGAAAGUGCAUCACUUUAUUCACCCUAUCAUGCAAAGAUUACAAGUGAAAAAUUAUUGGCAGUUUCAUUUCACCAAUUUUUAAAUUUAAUUGAUAUUUUAUUAUCAUUGCCACCCGAUAGUUUAUUAGUACAUCAAUAUCUACAAGAUUCUUAUAAAAUUUUAACAAUUUUAAUAUUACGUACAGCUUCAACACCAGAUUUUCAAAUUCAUACCUCUGUUACAAAACUUGUAACAAUGAGAAAAUCAAUUGAAUUUAAUCAUCAAGAUAUUAUAGAACAAACUCAUGAAUAUAUUGAAAAUGCUUUUAAAUUUAAUUUAAAUUUAAUUGAUGAUUUCAUUUUAGAAUCUUCAAGUCAAUUUCCAUCACGUUUACCAUUUACAAUUUUAUUGAAAUAUUCAGUUCGUUGUCCAUCACUAUGUUCAAGAAUUUUAUCAUUCAUUCAAGAUACAAAAUCAUUGAAUAAAUUUAAUCCAGAAAUUGUUAAACAAAUCUUUUCAAGUGAAGAUUCUCUAACAACUCUAACUGAAACUUUAAAGAUUCAAUUAGAUUAUAUAAUUUUAAAAAGACGUUAUGUUUCAUUUGGUAAUCAAAUUCAAUUACAAUCUUUAAUUUUUGAUUCAUUAUAUUUAAAUUCAGAUUCAUUUUAUCAAUUUAUUAAUGAUUUAUCAAAUGUAUCAAAUAAUUUAAAAUAUUUAAAAAUUUUUGGUGGUAGAUAUAAUUCUAGCUCCACUGAUGAUCAACAACAACAACAGCAACAACCAAUAGAUUAUAGUAAAUUAAAUUUUAAUUCAUUAACUCAUUUAGAUAUUGAAGAUAAUGAAUUUCCAAAUGAACUUUUAAUUUCAAUUUUAAAAACUUCAAAGAAUACAUUAAAAGAUGUUAGAUUACAUUAUUAUGAUUUUCCAUUGGAUUGUUUAGAAUUAGUUGGUUCACUUUAUUCUGUUGAAAAAAUAUUAUUAAGAAAUAUGGAACCAAAAGUUAAUGUUAAUCAUAUUCCAACCUCUGUAAAAGAAAUAAUUAUUGAUUCACAAAUGUCAACAAAUCAACCAUUAUCAGAAUUAAUGAAACGUUGUCCAAAUUUAGUUGAAUUUAAAUUAACAACUGAUGAAAUUAUUAGUUCAGAUUUGAAAUCAUUAAAAUCUUAUCCAAUUAAAUCAUUAGAUAUAAAUUCUUAUUCUGAUUAUUUAAAAAAUAAUGAUAUGUCAAAUGAUAUUCAAACUUGGUCAAAUUCAUUAACAAACUUAAAAUUAUUUUCAAGUAGACCGUUUGAAGAUUUUUCAAAUUUCAUUUCUCAAUUAAAAUCAAUCAAAAAUUUAGAUCUUAGAUUUAAUGCUGAUGAUAAUCAAAUUAAUACUAUUUUAUUAUCAUUAAAGAAUUUGGAAAAUUUUAAAAUUGAAUCAAACAAAUAUCAACUAUUAUUAGCAAAUCAAAAUAAUCUGGAAGUAAAGAAUGAAUCUGUAAAAUCUUUUACAAUUAGUAAUUCAAGUGCACCAUCAAAGAAUUAUUCAAAUAUUGGUUUACUAUUUCCAAAUUUAGAUUCAUUAGAUUUAAUUUAUCCAAAAAGUAUGAAUGAUGUUUCUUUUAGAGGUAUGAUUGAAAAUUUACAUCAUAUUAGUUCUUUAUCUUUAUCUUGUUGUUAUGAUUUAACUGAUAACUCUAUGAUUGCUCUUUGUAAUUCUCCACUUGCUUCAAACUUAAAAACUCUUAGUUCAAGAGAUUUUGCAAUUAGUGAUGGUUCAAUCGUUAAAAUCAUUUUCUCUUGCCCAAAACUUUUAAGAAUUCAUAAAUCCUCAUCAUUUAAAAGACCUGAAACUCUAUCUUUUAUUCGUUCAUCUUAUCCAACAUUAAUUAUUGAUUUUUAA
Messenger RNA from Dictyostelium discoideum AX4, 4692 nucleotides. RefSeq lists its product as hypothetical. The record is from RefSeq and is a predicted model, not a curated record. The coding region runs from base 1 to 4692 and encodes 1563 amino acids. The transcript has a single exon. NCBI's taxonomy places the organism in Eukaryota, Evosea, Eumycetozoa, Dictyosteliales, Dictyosteliaceae.